AUGAAAACCCUUGACCCAAGUAGGAACAAGGCCUUUGAUCAGGACAAUGGGAUUGAAGUUGCAUGGAAUAAAAUUGAUUUGUCAGAAGAUAUCCUCAAAUCAGAGAAACAGCUCCAAAGAUUGUACGCCGAAGCCAAUCUUUUGAAGUCUUUGAAGCAUGAAAACGUAAUUACAUGUUAUCAUUCGUGGAUUGAUGACAGGAACAAGUCCAUCAACUUGAUCACAUUGCUCUUCAUCUCUGGGGAUAUAAGAAAGUACAGGAAGAAACAUAAGAGUCUUGGCAUCGAUACUAAUUGGAAGGCGAUCAAGAACUGGCGAGACAGAUCCUUAAACGGUCAGAGUCAUAACCCACCAACUAUUCACAGGGAUCUCAAGUGUGAGAAUAUUUUUGUUAAUGGUUAUUCAGGCAAGGUUAAAAUUGGUGAUCUUGGACUUGCAACUGUUCUGGAACAUGGUACUGCUUUGAGUGUUACUGGAACCCCGGAAUUUAUGGCACCCGAGUCUUACUUGUGA
Chenopodium quinoa (quinoa) is the source of this 513-nucleotide messenger RNA. RefSeq names its product serine/threonine-protein kinase WNK8-like. Gene Ontology annotation, molecular function: protein serine/threonine kinase activity; ATP binding. Bases 1 to 513 code for a protein of 170 amino acids. The record is from RefSeq and is a predicted model, not a curated record. The transcript has a single exon. Gene Ontology annotation, cellular component: cytoplasm. Gene Ontology annotation, biological process: intracellular signal transduction; protein phosphorylation. NCBI's taxonomy places the organism in Eukaryota, Viridiplantae, Streptophyta, Magnoliopsida, Caryophyllales, Amaranthaceae.